Cladocopium goreaui is the source of this 1287-nucleotide messenger RNA. NCBI's taxonomy places the organism in Eukaryota, Dinophyceae, Suessiales, Symbiodiniaceae. The record is from the annotation of a GenBank genome assembly.
AUGGAGCGAGAAUAUAUGCAGUUGCACCGAGACACCACGGUUUCGCAGCUCACAGUGACGCCAGUGGUCUCCGAUGGCUUGCUAUACCAUGAGGACUCACCCUUGGUGCGUGCUGCGCAGCUGGGUCGCGCACUGGUUCUGGACGAGGCCGAUAAAGCGCCUUUGGAGGUGGUUGUGGUACUGAAAUCUCUCAUUGAAGACGGCCAGUUGGCAUUGCCUGAUGGACGCAGGUUGGCCAGCAGUAUCGAGGCAGGAAGCGAGAGAACCAUCCAAGUUCAUCCCGAGUUUCGCAUGUUUGUGCUGGCGAACCGUCCGGGAUUUCCCUUCCUGGGCAACGAUUUGCUCCGGGAAGCCGACGUGUUCUCCGUCUUUUGCUUGGACAAUCCAGAUGCACAAUCAGAACUUCAACUGGCGCGGGCCAUCGGUCCCAGCGUCCCCGAGGGCAUCCUACGCACCCUGGUGGCGCUCUUCGCAGAUUUGCGCCUGGCACUGGAGGAUGGGCGGCUGCAGUACCCCUACAGCGCGCGAGAAUUGCUGGCAGUCAUCCGACACCUGGAGCGCUUCCCAAACGAACCUUUGGAGGAGGCCCUGACGUCGGUCUUGGCCUUCGAUCGCUUCGACGCCUCGCUGCGGGAGGCCCUGCGGCCGCUGCUGGAGCGACGGGGCGUCUCCAGUCUGGCGGUGCUAGGCCCUGCGAGCGGAAACGCAAGCGUCGGCCCCACCUUGGGCGAGCCGUGGGUCCGUGCUCUGGAAGCCCUGCGCCGUGCCAAAGUGGCGCCGGCGCGGCGCUUGCGCAAGGAGCCUGCUGGUGCAUGGCAGGUGCUGAAAGCGCUGGAGUUUCAUCCUGCGGUGUUUGGUUCGGAAGGUCCCGAAUAUCAUCGGGUUCAGCAAAGACCCGCCAUGUUGGAUCCACCCAAAGUGGUGCCACUGGCAGAUCUCUUCUUUGAACGCAGCAGCCUGUCCUUCGAUGAGGGCAUGGUCCGUGCAGAGCUGCCCCUGUCGAGGCGCUCCGACGGCGUGGUGGACGCGGUGGUGGGGAACGGCGCGCUGCACGUGUUGUCCACAGGACCUUUGUGCAUUUGGACCAUUGACGACCCCCAAGCCUUGGGUGCUGAUGCUGGCAGAUGUUCUCUGCUGCAGGUGGGCCCGGGUGCAGAUUGGUCUUUGGCCAUGGCGUCGCGAGAGACGAGCAAGGGGCCGCCAUUGAGUGUGUUGGUGAAUGGUCGUCCACUACCGCUGGGCCGGCCGCAGUUGGCAUGGAUCCCUGCGGUGCUUCUGCAGCACUAG